GGAUUGCGCGCCGUAUCUGAUGAAGAGUCUGCCAUGAACGGGCGCGUUCUGUGGGUUUGAUACGGAGUCAUCUCGACAAUUGCGUCCAUUUCGCGCUGGCUGAUGGACAGGUCCUCCAAGCCGGAGACACAUUGGUGUUAGAUGGGGGGUGCCUGAACUGCGCGCUUAUUGUCCAAUAAUAGUCCAAAUCCUCGACAGCAUGCAAGCGAACGCGUGCGAGUAUAAAUAUAUACGGGACGUGGGCGUCCACUGUGCCAAAGCCGUUUUCCAGCCUUACACAGGAACGUUGCACGACAUGCUCAAGCUCACGACUUUGAUCACUCUCGCCGCCCUCGUCAUUGCCGCGUUGGCUCACCCUGAGAAGCGGGAUUGCGCUAAGUAAAGACUACUCCAAGGCUGUUUGCGUUGUAUGCCUCAUCCAUCAGCACACAGAUGCACACCUGGCUUCGUGUGCCCCGACUAUUGCAUUAUCGGUCCGAUUACUCUGCCCCCUACCGCGUCCACAACGGCACCACCGGUCAUCACGCCCACUGCGACCGUCAUCUUGGACGAGCGCGAGCUACCGUGCAACAACUGUACGGCUCGCAUAUGCCCCCAGUAUUGUACGGUGGCGCUGUGAGCAUUGUGACGAGCCUCCGUAUCGCACAUUUCCCGUAGUGUUGAAUGAGGAGUGAGCGGCGUUGCUAGAGUAACACCUCCACGAGCCCUGCUACAGGAUGGUACAAUAACGCACGGCCAAAAGUCGCCGCGCCCGUGCCUAUUAUCGUCUUCUCCAUAGUCGCUUCCCGCUUCCGGGCGCAACCGCGCCUCAAUGCAAAU
Messenger RNA from Punctularia strigosozonata HHB-11173 SS5, 819 nucleotides. RefSeq lists its product as uncharacterized. NCBI's taxonomy places the organism in Eukaryota, Fungi, Basidiomycota, Agaricomycetes, Corticiales, Punctulariaceae. The record is from RefSeq and is a predicted model, not a curated record. The transcript is spliced from 3 exons. Bases 433 to 657 code for a protein of 74 amino acids.